This is a messenger RNA of Penaeus indicus, 1527 nucleotides long. Its product is annotated as peripheral plasma membrane protein CASK-like. Lineage: Eukaryota; Metazoa; Arthropoda; Malacostraca; Decapoda; Penaeidae. The record is from RefSeq and is a predicted model, not a curated record. Gene Ontology annotation, molecular function: protein kinase activity; ATP binding; protein binding. The coding region runs from base 1 to 1527 and encodes 508 amino acids. The transcript has 12 exons. Gene Ontology annotation, biological process: protein phosphorylation.
AUGGAGCUCAAGAGAAAAGUAAAAUUGCCUCAUGACAUGAAAUAUUUAGUAAGGUGUACCACCUUACCUUGCGGCUCUGUGUCUCCAAAGGGGCCGUUCAGUCUGGUGCGACGAUGCGUCCACAGAGACACUGGACAGCAGUUCGCGGUCAAGAUCGUCGACGUGGCCAAGUUUACAUCCGCCCCUGGCUUAUCCAUCAAUGAUUUGAAGCGUGAGGCAACCAUCUGUCACAUGCUCAAACAUGAACACAUCGUGGAGUUGCUCGAGACCUACUCUUCGGAGGGGAUGCUUUAUAUGGUCUUUGAGUACAUGGACGGAGCGGACCUCUGCUUCGAAAUCGUCAAGCGAGCGAUGUCGGGCUUCGUCUACAGUGAGGCUGUGGCCAGCCACUACAUGCGCCAGAUCCUGGAGGCCCUGCUGUACUGCCACGAGAACGACAUCAUCCACCGAGACAUCAAGCCUCACUGCGUCCUCCUGGCGUGCAAGGAGAACAGCGCCCCGGUCAAGCUUGGGGGGUUUGGCGUGGCGAUACAACUGCAGGACGGCGAACUGGUCAAUGGAGUGUCCGCUCUCUAUACCCCUCAGUUCGGUCGAAUAGGUACGCCUCACUUCAUGAGUCCCGAGGUGGUGGAACGUCAGCCGUAUGGGAAGCCCGUCGACGUCUGGUCUGCGGGCGUCCUCCUCCACAUCUUGCUGUCGGGAACUCUUCCUUUUUACGGGACCAAAGAGCGACUGUAUGACUCCAUAUGUCAAGCCAAGUUGCAUCUCAACACGCCCACGUGGGAACUGACAAGUGAACACGCAAAGGACCUGGUUCGGCGGAUGCUGACCUUUGACCCUAACGAGCGUAUCACCGUCAAGGAGGCUCUGAAUCACCGUUGGAUCAAGGACCGCGACAAGUAUGCUUCGCGCACGCACCUUCACUCCACGGUGGAGGAGAUGCGCAAGAUGAACGCCCGCCGGAAGCUGAAGGGCGCCGUGCUGGCCGCCGUGUCUUCGCCGCGCUGGACCAGCUUCUAUAGCGACCCGACCCUCGACCCCUACCCUGAGCUCCCCGCCGACGACGACGUGUGCAGCACAGGAGCAGUAAGCGUCGUGCUGGACUCCCUGGACGAUAUACAAUGUCUCCAGGAAUGCCCAGUGAAGGACCGAGAUUUCCUGCUCUCCGUCCUGGAAGACACGCAGCUCCACGCUCUCCUUGACCUGUACGACCGGAUCCACAGUGCCUCGGUGUCGCCGGGUCGGGGGGGCGUGGCGCAGGACGCCGUCGAGAUCGCCAGGGACGUCGUGGACCUCAUGCGCGACUACGACGACGCCAUGAUUCCGGAGGUGGACGAGCUACGCGACCUCCUCAGUGAACCACAUAUUCGGGUGAGUACUUGGGAAAUUAUCGAGGAACAAAUAACUUUAAAAUUUAAACAUAGGGAUUUGACGCGAUUUCCCCCCAGUAUGAUUUUUGUUUCGCGAGGUUAUCCUCCUAAACCUAGGGGUCAAGUCAGUGUGAAUCAAAAUUUGGCCUCACUUUAA